GUUUGGUUUGGUGGAGGGAUGGUAGGCGGCUAGAAGUCACGACAAGAUGUAUUUCAAGCUGCACGCGGUUUACAAUUCAAAAGGCGGCAUCAUGGCUGCUUCCGAAGGGGCGGUCCUGUCGUGGGAUCUGUUCCAGGGGUUUGGAGCAGGGGCUUUGAGGACCCCUUUCUACACAGAACUCGCGGUUGAAGGUCUUGUUUCCGAUAGGGAGUUCUUCGACUUGGUGGAAAAGAAAGACGUCCACCUUGAUGAACCCUGCCAGAUCUCAUGCAACCUGGCACUGUCGCAGCCUGUGCAGAUGUGCACCGGGUUCGAAUCCAGCGGUGCUCCGUCCGAGGGAGGAGAUUUGGGUUCCGAUGCUUCGUUCCAACUCCACCGAGGCGAGGAACGUGGUCGCUUCGACGACAGCGAGGAGGAAGAAGACGAGAGGACGGGAAAUUCGCCGGUUAGAGGGGGAGACCGCAGGGUGCUGAGCAUUCCGGGGGUUGAAAAAAGAACACCGGUCCAGGAGCAACCCUCGACGUCAGCCAAGGGUCACACAAUGGGGUCGGGGGGAAGGCCUGCUGGCGUCGUGUCCGGGGGAGAAGAGGGUGAACAGCAGUCUUCACAAAAGAGAAGGGGAGAUUCUCGUGGAGAGGCGGCGGCUGCUUCAAAAGUCACAAACGUCGAUCCUCCGUGCAGAUUCAGCCCCUGUCCGGCCCUGUGCAAGAGGGCUCCCAUCGACAUCGAUGCGGCAUAUUUCCUCGAAUGGAAAGACGGCGUGCGCACAAAGCAGGAGAUCCCCAUUAACCCGUCGCAAGUCGUCGACAUCGGGGAGUGGGAAGCGGGGUACAACCAGCGUUCCUUGGAUCCGGUGCAAACGCAGCUGAUCAUAGACGCCAUGACGACGGCCUACUCGCAGGCCGAGAAGACGUACGAGCUGCCCACACUGAAGUUGGCGCCGCUGGGGCUGGAGAAACCGAAGCCGUGGGUGCGUGCACUCCGUCUGAAGCCCGAGGACUGGAAGGACGAUCUGGCAGACCAAUACUACUACUAUUUUCUGGUCAUCGUCGAGGACAACAAGAAGGACCUGAAGGCGCCUCCCAGACCGCAGAAACUUUCGAUGAAGGACAUCCGGUGGUGCUGGAAGGACAAGGGUUACCCCAGAGCUGUUAUGGGGAACCCGAGCGGGAAACAGGCUCAGGUGGAGGCGUGGCGCAGGUUUUGUAUAGAUGCGCUUCAAAAGACGCCGUCGAAGAGCAUGGAUCUCGCGCUUGCCGAAGGCAUGGUGCACAUUUGGUGGCAAGCCUCGGGGGACGUGACAUCCAUCUCCCCCUUCGGCGUCGAUCCUCUGGAGGCGCAAAUGAAGGUCGUCGAGUUGGAGAAAGCGGUUGGGAUCACGAAAUGCCACACUGUCGUUCUUGAUUUGUGCGAGCCUGUGGACAUCACACAGUGGAUACAGCAAGCUUUCGAGAGUUUGAAUGCCCUUCUAGAACAUUUGUUCCCUUCGCACUGGACGGUUGUUGCUUUCGUCCGCCGGGAGCACGACUACUACUUCAUGACCAGUCUGCGCAAUUUGUCCGUUGUCAAGGCAAUGGCAGGAAAGUGGGUGAGGAGGCUGCAGCAGAAGAAAAGCUUCGCGGUCGGCAACAACUUGUACUCAUUGGACGACCGCAUGUACAUCCUCUUCAAAGGUGACGACUUGCGGGAGAACACGUCUGUGGUUUACGACACGAGGUUGGGGGCGGGUGAUGCUGCUGCUGUUGGGGCACAUGUCAAAGUCACACCGACGGACUUGGCCCAUCUGCUGGAAUUCGUGUGCAAGAAGGGGGAGGGUGUCAUGUUUCUCGGGAAGGCGCACGCGCAAGUCGUGUGGGAGGCUUUGAAGGGCGGUGGCAACUUCAUCGCGUUGGAGGGGAAUUCGGAGUUGCUGCAAUACACAUUGGAUUUCCUGAAAAGCGUUGUAAACUCUGGAGCCCACCGCUGCGAGUUCAUUUCGAAGACCGACAAACCGAAACGCACUUGGGAGCCGUCCACGGACAUGUUGUUCAAGCUAAACGAGAGGAAAAGGGACAGGAUAUACGAGUUCCUCUUCUUGGAGACGCGGCCUAGGAGGGACAGCGACCCUGAGUAUAUUCGCCGCAGGGAGCAUAUGUUGGUGUUGCUGGACAAAUACCACAGCGCCUCGCGUUUGAACGCGAAGAACUUCCUGGACCGACUGGAGUGUUUGUACUUUGUUGAGUCGGAGCAGGAGCUCAGGGUCGCGAGUUACAGUGCAUUGAUUGACAUGGAUGAAGAGGCAUCGACCGGAGUCGUUUUCGACACCAAUGUUCCGGAGGAGGAUAGCGACACUGAGGAAAUCGCCCUAAAUUACCACCCUGCUCCUGUUCUUCUAUCCCCGGGUUCCUCGACGGCAGGUGCGUCAUCAAGCCAGGCCACUCCAGCGACGCCCGUUCGCAGGUCCACCCCCGGCAAGACCCCCAGCAAGCUGUUGGCGAAACUCACACCCCGAACUGUUGCCCCGCCUCGCUUGCGUCCAUGGAGUGCAGUCCCACCGGAACAUCCUUCUCGGAAGGAUGAUUCCAUUCACUUUGAAGGGCACGACCACACUCAUUCUAGUGAAGCAGACUGGGGUCUCGACAUGAUUUGGCACCCAGGAACGAUCCAGCCGGCAAUCCGCAAAGGGGAGUGGAUCAUGGUCAUUGUGGACUCGGCUGGGCAAUGGGAGCCAUGCUCGCGCCUUCCCAUGUCCGAGUACUUGCAACUCGCAAGCAGUGGUGUGGCGGAUAAAGUGGCGUCCGAGAACCCUCAUCUCCAGGCCACUGACCCGGCCGUCGUUAACCACGUUGAUCGUUUGUUUCUGGAGCUUCAAGACAAGGGGUGGUUGGAACUCUCGGACGAGUUUUACGACUUCGAUACGAGCCCUUCGAAGGGAAGCGUGGACUGGAAGGAGCAGAAGUGUCGGAAGCGAGUGCCAAAACGAAGUCCGCUGGAAUCGGCGCUUCGGUUUCGUCCUGUGCGACGUCCGACGACUUUCCUAUGUGGCAAGGGACGGCGUCGGCCGUCGGAGACGGGCCGCCUACGAAGUUCAACGCACGGUUGGAUAGAGCGGCGCCGUCUGUGCUCUGCAAUUCGAACUCCGCCGGUAUCUGAACUUGCUAGGGAACGGGCCUGCAGUCACAGGUCGUCGGGCGGGCAGAAGAUGAGACGUGUGCAGGGACAGAAGAGUUGUCGGCGGGAGUCGACGAUGAGCCAGUGGAAGGAACCGAACUGCGCAAGAGGGACGGGGGGGAAGAAUGGGCAAGUGGAGGACGGCCAAGAAGAACAGGAAUGGGAAGAAGGUGGGGGAGGAGCGGAAAGGGGGGAAAGGGAUUCGAUUUUGUUGCGUGAAGGAGAAGACAAUGGAGAGCACGGAUUCAGUAUUUUAGAGGACGAACGGCCGGACAGUGGAGAAGAUGCUGGCUGUGGAGAGUUGUUUGAGUCGUUCGGACAGUUGUACACGAUGCAACACGGAGGUGAUGACGACGACGCGGCGACGAUGGAAAUGGAGACUCAGGUGGCCACUGGCCUUUCCGCAGACCCGGAUGCCUAUGACAUGCACCCGCUGGCGCCGGCAGUGCAUCUCCGGGACGGGUGCGACGAGGUCGCCAUGGCAGUGAGCCAGACGAAAACGAAUCUUUGCGCCAGAGCCCGUGGAGCCUGCGGGGGGACUUUCGAUAACGCGAUUGCGCCUCGAGUCUUGAGGGUUAUGGGUGACAUAUCCCGAGGCUUGGUGCCACCUCAUCAUGUUCUAUCUACUUUCGGUGAUGAUCAAGUGAGAAUCACAGCUAAAGAUCUGCUCACCAUCUUGCUUGUCGAUGGGAAGCUCAACGAUGAGGUGGUGAAUUUCUACAUGGCGCUUUUGGGGUCGACUGCAUGCGUGACACGUCAAACAUCAUCAGGCCUUCGAGUCUUCAGCUUCAGUUCGUUCUUCUUCACUAAGCUGCAACUCUAUGGACACGGUGGGGUGGAAAGGUGGGCUAAGAAUGUCGAUCUGCUUCACUUCAAUAUGAUCUUCGUUCCGGUGCACAAAGACAAUGAUCACUGGAUCCUCUUUUCCAUCAAUUUCAGGGAUAAUGUCUUCGAGAUUUUCGACUCCUAUCCUCGCAUUAUAGCAGAUUCGCGUUUCUACCUUAGUGUUUUCCAGUUGAUUGUACAGUACUUAGAACGUCAUACCUCACAUAGUCGGUCGCCUAGGAGUUGGAAGUCUAUGGCGGGGAACGUUGUUGUGGAAGGAGUUCCGAGACAAGUUGAUGGAGCUAGUUGCGGGGUGUUCAUGUUGACGUUUGCAACGUUGUUGCAACAUGGUGAUCGACCACCUUUCAGGUUCUCUUCUGAAGAUAUCCCUGUAAUUAGACGACAAUUGGCAGCAUGUCUUUUGGAACACCAUUGUCUUUGAUUGGUUUCCAUGACUUCUGUACAUUCUUUUGACUGUAUUUCAUUCAAUAGCGAUUGUUUUUGGUUGUACAUGACAUUAUUCCACUGUCUUUCUCAGUGCAACUUCGUUAUCUUUUGUUCGCUCAAUUUUGAGUUUUGUUUAGGAUGGUUGCUGUCUGUAUGGCGGCAUUUGUAGACUUUGUCAUCUGCAUCUUUUUUCGUGCGGUGGGACAAAUUUUUGUUGCGUUCUUUUCUCCGAAUUUCACAUAUAAGAACCUAGAGUGUGCAUAAGAAUUGAAAUCAGAUGAUAUCCGAAUUUCUUGUGCGAUAUAAUAAAUUGGUGUGUCCAUGCAUGACAACUCCCGAUAAGUGCGUAAGUGUGCAGUUCAUUACGCGACCAUCACUUGGUUUAUGAUUGCCUACAGUGCAUUUAACAAAUGACUUCGUGUUUAUAUCCGGGACUUCUGUGAAUGACCUGCUCAAGUGCAGAUGUUGCUUGUCAAUAUAAUCAACCCCCUUCUUUGUAUUAAUUUCAUCACAUAGCGAAAUAAGUUCAGAUAUUAUCAAACAUAAAUUGCAUCACUUGAAGAAAUCCGGUUCUCAUACGAAAUCAGAAAAGUUGUCUUCGUGCGAGGUCGACACCUUGCUUAAUAAAGUGCAAUAGCGAUG
This is a messenger RNA of Chara braunii, 5064 nucleotides long. Lineage: Eukaryota; Viridiplantae; Streptophyta; Charophyceae; Charales; Characeae. The record is from the annotation of a GenBank genome assembly.